AUGUCUACCUCCUCCCGAAUUACCUAUCCCUUCCUCAGAACCUACCUACUUACCCCGUGUCUACCUCCUCCCAAAGAGCCUAUCCCUUCCUUAGAACCUACCUCCUACCCUGUAUCUACCUCCUCCCAAAGAACCUAUUUUGCCUCAGAACCUACCUCCUACCCCGUGUCGACCUCCUCCCAAAGUACCUAUCCCUUCCUAAGGUCUUACCGUGUACCCCGUGUCUACCUCUUUCCAAACAACCUAUUCCUUCCUCAGAGCCUACCUCCAACCCCAUGUCUACCUCCUCCCAAAAAAACUAUCCCUUAUUCAGAAUCUACCUCCUACACCGUGUCUUCCUCCUCCGAAAAGAAGCUAUCCCUUCCUCACAACCUAUCUCCUACCCCAUGUCUACCUCCUCCCAAAGUACAUAUCCCUUCCUCAGAACCUACCUCCUCCCCAGUCAGUGUCAACCUCCUCCCAAAGAACCUAUCCCUUCCUCCAACCUACCUCCUACACCGUGUCUACUUCCUCCCAAAAAGAGGAUCCCUUCCUCAGAACCUACCUCCUACACGAUGUCUACCUCCUCCCAAAAACCUACCUCCUAUCCUGUGUCGACCUCCUCCCAAAGAACCUAUUCUGCCUCAAAAUCUACCUUCUACCCCAUGUUAUCUUCCUCCCGAAGAACCUAUCCCUUCAUCAGAACCUACCUUCUACCCCUUGUCUAGCUCCUCCCAAAACACCUAUCCCUUCCUCAGAAACCUACCUCCUACCCGGUGUCUACCUCCUCCCAAAGAACCUAACCCUUCCACAGAACCUACCUCCUACCCUGUGUCUACCUCCUCCCAAAGGACCUUACCUUUCAUCAGAACCUACCUCCUACCAAUGUCUAUCACCUCCUUAAGAACCUAUUCCUUCCUCAGAACCUACCUCCUACCCUGUGUCUACCUCCUCCCGAAGUACCUAUUCCUUCCUAAGAACCUACCUCUUACCCAGUGUCUACCACCUCCCAAAGUACCUAUCCCUUCCUUAGAACCUACCUCCUACCCCGUGUCUACCUCCUCCCAAAGUACCUAUCCCUUCCUCAGAACCUACCUCCUUCCCCCGUAUCUACCUCCUCCCAAAGAACCUAUCCCUUCCUCAGAAACCUACCUCCUACCCCUUGUCUUCCUCCCUCCAAAGUACCUAUCCCUUCCUCAGAACCUACCUCCUCCAAAGUGUCUACCUUCUCCCAAAGAAGCUAUCCCUUCCUUAGAACCUACCUCCUACCCCAACCUACCUCCUACCCCGUGUCUACCUCCUCCCAAAGAACCUACCCCUUCCACAGAACCUACCUCCUACCCCUUGUCUUCCUCCCUCCAAAGUACCUAUCCCUUCCUCAGAACCUACCUCCUCCCAAGUGUCUACCUCCUCCAAAGUGUCUACCUUCUCCCAAAGAAGCUAUCCCUUCCUUUGAACCUACCUCCUACCCCGUGUCUACCUCCUCCCAAAGAACCUAACCCUUCCACAGAACCUUCCUCCUACCCCUUGUCUUCCUCCCUCCAAAGAACCUAUCCCUUCCUCCAACCUACCUCCUAUACAGUGUCUACUUCCUCCCAAAAAAAGGAUCCCUUCCUCAGAACCUACCUCCUACACGAUGUCUACCUCCUCCCAAAGUACCUAUCCCUUUCUCAAAACCUACCUACUAACCCCGUGUUUACCUCCUCCCAAAGUACCUAUUCCUUCCUUAGAACCUACCUCCUAUCCUGUGUCGACCUCCUCCCAAAGAACCUAUUCUGCCUCAAAAUCUACCUCCUACCCCAUGUUCUCUUCCUCCCGAAGAACCUAUCCCUUCAUCAGAACCUACCUUCUACCCCUUGUCUAGCUCCUCCCAAAACACCUAUCCCUUCCUCAGAAACCUACCUCCUACCCCGUGUCUACCUCCUCCCAAAGAACCUAACCCUUCCUCCAACCUACCUCCUACACCGUGUCUACCUCCUCCCAAAGGACCUUACCUUUCAUCAGAACCUACCUCCUACCCAUGUCUAUCACCUCCUUAAGAACCUAUUCCUUCCUCAGAACCUACCUCCUACCAAUGUCUAUCACCUCCUUAAGAACCUAUUCAGUACCAAUCCCUUCCUCAGAACCUACCUCGUACCCUGUGUCUACCUCCUCCCGAAGUACCUAUUCCUUCCUAAGAACCUACCUCCUACCCAUGUCUAUCCCCUCCUUAAGAACCUAUUCAGUACCAAUCCCUUCCUCAGAACCUACCUCGUACCCUGUGUCUACCUCCUCCCGAAGUACCUAUUCCUUCCUAAGAACCUACCUCCUACCCAUGUCUAUCACCUCCUUAAGAACCUAUUCCUUCCUCAGAACCUACCUCUGUCUCCCACCUCCCAAAGUACCUAUCCCUUCCUUAGAACCUACCUCCUACCCCGUGUCUACCUCCUCCCAAAGUACCUAUCCCUUCCUCAGAACCUACCUCCUCCCAAGUGUCUACCUCCUCCAAAGUGUCUACCUCCUCCCAAAGAAGCUAUCCCUUCCUCAGAACCUACCUCCUACCCUGUGUCUACCUCUUCCCAAAGGACCUUACCCUUCAUCAGAACCUACCUCCUACCCAUGUCUAUCAUCUCCUUAAGAACCUAUUCCUUCCUCAUAACCUACCUCCUACCCUGUGUCUACCUCCUUCCAAAGUACCUAUUCCUUCCUAAGAACCUACCUCUUACCCAGUGUCUACCACCUCCCAAAGUACCUAUCCCUUCCUUAGAACCUAGCUCCUUCCCUGUGUCUACCUCCUCCCAAAGGACCUUACCCUUCAUCAGAACCUACCUCCUACCCGUGUCUACCUCCUCCCAAAGAACCUAUCCCUUUCUCAGAAACCCACCUCCUACCCCUUGUCUACCUCAUCCCAAAGAACCUAACCCUUCCACAGAACCUACCUCCUACCCCUUGUCUUCCUCCCUCCAAAGUACCUAUCCCUUCCUCAGAACCUACCUCCUCCCAAGUGUCUACCUCCUCCAAAGUGUCUACCUCCUCCCAAAGAAGCUAUCCCUUCCUUAG
Mizuhopecten yessoensis (Yesso scallop) is the source of this 3018-nucleotide messenger RNA. Its product is annotated as proline-rich extensin-like protein EPR1. Bases 1 to 3018 code for a protein of 1005 amino acids. The transcript is spliced from 5 exons. Lineage: Eukaryota; Metazoa; Mollusca; Bivalvia; Pectinida; Pectinidae. The record is from RefSeq and is a predicted model, not a curated record.